AUGGAGAACUUUCCUUCAGCGCUUGUCAUUGCAAGUUAUGAUUCUGUGUGUGACAACAAUAAUGUAUUAUAUCGCUUAGUCCGACCCCUUCCUGGAGGUAUUGGGGUUCAGUCGACAGACAGAUUAGUCAACGUUGUCCCAUUUAGAAGAAAAUAUACAUUUGAGAAAAAACAACAGUUGGAAGAUUUUGGACAGCAGAUGCUGAGACGACCAUUAGUUCUGCAACCAAUUCUUCAUUUUGGCAGAGGACUGGGUUAUAAUUGUGCUGUUUGCUAUCAAGAUGAGCUCUGGCUUGUGAUGGUUAACCAAACACAUCCUAAAAUUUUAAGCCGUCUGCAGAUGGGACUGGAUUCUGCCAAAGCUGCUUUAGCCAGAGGACAGCCCUUUGAAAUAAGGUUCCGAUUUGGGAAGUUGAUCCAAAGAGUUUACACAGAACAUCUGGCUCAGAAAGAAAAAGGCGAGGCACAGAAUUCAGGCAGUGCAUGUUUAACCUACUUCCGAUAUGCAGAAUGGGAACACUGUGACCUGAAUCUUCGAUACCAUGGCUAUGGAGCAAACAUUAACAGAUCUUCUGCUUUUCAUUCCCUUCCGAGUCUGGAGAUGAAGUGGGACUUUGAAGACAUUGGCAUGCAUGAGAUGGAAUGGAACCAGUUGACUGGGGAGGUGUACCCCAGACCACACUUAUCUUCUGUGUAUGAAGAUGAAAUACGAGAAGCACUUCCAGGCUGGACCAUUAAUAGUGUAUCACCGCUGGAGAACAUUGGCGAUUCUGUUCCCGAAAAUAAUUACGACUAUGCCCAGGCAGGGCGUUUGUAUGCUAGCUUUAGGAAGAAAUCCCGAUUGAGAAACAUACCACAGCAUGGUGCAGUGUCAGGAUCAUCAGCAUAUGCUAAUGAUUAUGAAAAUGAGCAGAAAAUAAGAGGUGAGCUUGAGGGUGCUGUUGGUUUUGAUCCGUCUGUUUAUCCCGAUUUUGUUGUUCCAGCUCAGGAUUCGUCUGAAUAUGACCACGGUUAUGAGGAUACUGAUGGUUAUGACGUCCCUAAACAAACAUAUGCAGACAGCAACAGACAACAUGAUGGUACAGAUUUUCACUAUCAGAACAUUCACCCGCAUGAUUAUGAUGAUCAAUACUCAGAUUCAAGAUCAGAAACACAACCUGAAAGCAAUCACGGCUACAGACAGUCACAUUCCUCAAAUCAGGCGCAGUCAACUCUUUCUGCAUCACAACCAGACAAGUAUGGACACAUCAAUGCAAAUGUAAAGGUUGUUUCAAAUACUCCAGCUCAUCAGUACCAAAAUUAUGCUGCUCGUGCGGCUGGAAAUAAUUAUGGAUCACAUCGUGAUGAUAAACGUCCAGCAUCCUCGGAAUACCUCCCAUACACAGAUCCGUUCGAGAAGCAGGAUAGUGAUAGAUUCUCAAGGUCAACUACUGCUGAUAGUGGGUAUUGUCCAGAUGGAGAUGAUAUUCACUCUCGUAAUGGGUCAUACGAUUGCAAUGACCAGAGCAACACACCAAAGUUUAUGAAAAAUGGGGCGGAUUAUGAAAAUGUUCUCAUUAAGAAAUAUGCACAUGAAGAUGAUGGGGGAUUGCAUAACCCAGCUUUUAGAAAUGAUGAUCCUGACGUACGCAGUGGCUGGCAAAGCCAAAAACAGCCUAUGUCUAAAGUGAUGCGAGUUCCCCUAGCGGAGCAUAAAUCAAUGACUGUAGGGAGUUCACUUUCAGGUAACUCCUCGAAAUUUAGUAAUCGUCAGCCUAGACAGAAUUUGGCACCUUCUCUGAAAGAAUCUGUUGAUAUCCUGAAAGUUCCACCAAGAAGGAAAAAAGCCGCACCUGAUCCCACUGGAGUGCCUCAAGUUGCAGAAAGUUUCAUUUAA
This is a messenger RNA of Candidula unifasciata, 1875 nucleotides long. The record is from the annotation of a GenBank genome assembly. NCBI's taxonomy places the organism in Eukaryota, Metazoa, Mollusca, Gastropoda, Stylommatophora, Geomitridae.